This is a messenger RNA of Puma concolor (puma), 4446 nucleotides long. NCBI's taxonomy places the organism in Eukaryota, Metazoa, Chordata, Mammalia, Carnivora, Felidae. The record is from RefSeq and is a predicted model, not a curated record.
AUGCGAGGAGGGGCUGGCCCGUGCCGGCGGGUGCUGGCAGGGGCCCCCCGUGCUCCACAGCUUUUCUCCGAGAGUCAAGGCCACAUGGCUCACCUGCUGAACUCGGUCAGUGACGUACUAGACGCCCUGCAGAGGGACCGGGGGCUGGGCCGGCCCCGCGUCAAGGCUGACCUUCAGAGGGCGCCUGCCAGGGGAUUGCGGCCCCGGGGCUGCGCCAGCGGCCCUCCGCCACGCGACUGCCUGGACGUGCUCCUGAGCGGACAGCAGGAGGAUGGCAUUUACUCAGUCUUCCCCACACACUACCCUGCCGGCUUCCAGGUCUACUGUGACAUGCGCACGGACGGCGGCGGCUGGACGGGGGAACCCCUGGUGAGGACCAGCGUCUGCAAGGAGCCGGUCACUCUGCACCCCUGCUUCUGCUGCUUUGCGCCGGAUGGAUACUACGUCUCCAUUGAUUCAUCCCACACGGGCACCUGCUGGGCCCUGAGCAGGGGGGGCGAGAGGGGCCAGUCCGGUAGUGUGGCCAAUGUCGCCACCUGGUGGUGGUUCCUGGGAGAACGGAAAGCCUACGAGAUCACCUACGUGAGGCUGAAGUUCCACACCAGUCGCCCCGAGAGCUUUGCCAUCUACAAGCGCACCCACGCGGGCAGCCCGUGGGAACCCUACCAGUACUACAGUGCCUCCUGCCAAAGAACCUACGGCAGGCCCGAGGGCCACUACCUGCGCCCCGGUGAGGACGAGCGCGUGGCCUUCUGCACCUCCGAGUUCAGCGACAUCUCCCCGCUGAGCGGGGGCAACGUGGCCUUCUCCACCCUGGAGGGCCGGCCCAGCGCUUACAACUUCGAGGAGAGCCCCGUGUUGCAGGUGGCGUCCACAGGGCUGGCGCCACCUGCGGCGUCCGGGGGCUCAGCGAUAGAGGAGAGUCCUUCUCCUGGCAGCGGCAGCUGCGGUAAGCCGGCCCGUGUGGUUCCGGCAGUGCAGGCGGCGGCCGCCGUGGCCAAUGCAGCGGAAGAGGUCCCAGUCAGAACACCUCCUCAAGUGGCAUCCACAGUGCAAGCUGUGGGCCUUGCUGAGGCGGGGGCAGGGCUGUACGAAGGAGGCCCUGAGCUUUCAUGCCAAAAGACACCGUUGCGCGUCUCCCGGAUCCAUUACGGCGCGCAUGGGGAGGAGAUGCUUGAACAAACCAGGCAGUACCGAUCACCAGAAACGCGGGAGCGACACCGAGAGGCCCAGGCGGCCAGAGCCGGCAGUUCCCACAGCAGGGGCAUGGCGCAUGCUGCUGGGCGGGGCAGGUGCCAGUGCCACGGACAUGCCAGCGAGUGUGGGCCCGAGGAGGUGGGCCGGCUGGCCUGCAGGUGCCAGCACAACACCACGGGCGUCGACUGCGAGCGCUGUCUGCCCUUCUUCCAGGACCGCCCGUGGGCCCGGGGCACCGCUGAGGCCGCCAACGAGUGUGUGCGAGCAGCCCCCUUGGGCUCCGCUGCGCGGGAUGCUCUGGGCCCCCCACACUUCCGGCCCGCCAGCCCUCGGCUCCUGGCACGAAGACGGUCCGGAGACCCCAGCACGGGGCACUGGGACACUGGAGCCAUCUCUAACGGUACUGAACUUGACCUCAACUUCAGGUCUUCGGAGAACUCCCUCACCCACGACCUCACCGCCCUUGUCCUUCGAAAGAAAUUCCUGGGAGACCAGCGGUUCAGCUACGGACAGCCCAUCACACUGACCUUCUGGGUCCCCCCCGGGGGCUCCCCACUCCCCGUGCGGCUGAGGCUGGAAGGGGCGGGCCUGGCCCUGACUCUACGACCCUCCAGCCUGUCGGGCCCCCGGGAUGCUGGGCAGCCGGGGGAGGCCCAGCUCACGUUCCAGUUGCAGGAGACCUCUGAGGACGCGGCCCCUCCGCUGCCCCCCUUCCACUUCCAGCAGCUGCUCGCCAAUCUGACGGCUCUGCGCAUCCAGGCCGGCGGCCAGAGCGCAAGCCCUUCCGGCCAGGUAUUCCUGACUGAGGUCCGGCUCACGUCAGCCCAGCGGGGGCUCUCCCCACCAGCCUCCUGGGUAGAGACUUGCUCAUGUCCCAAAGGGUACACAGGCCAGUUCUGUGAAUCCUGCGCUCCAGGAUACAAGAGGGAGACACCACUGGGGGGUCCCUAUACCAGCUGUGUCCCCUGCACCUGCAACCAGCAUGGCACCUGUGACCCCCACACAGGGAUCUGCCUGUGUGACCACCACACCGAGGGCCCGUCCUGUGAGCGCUGUUUGCCAGGUUUCUAUGGCAGCCCCUUCGGAGGCCGAGCCGAUGACUGUCAGCCUUGUCCGUGCCCUGGACAGUCGGCCUGCACAGCCAUCCCAGAGAGCAGGGAGGUAGUGUGCACCCACUGUCCCCCGGGCCAGAGAGGGCGGCGCUGUGAGAUCUGUGAUGACGGCUAUUUUGGGGACCCUCUGGGGCUCUCUGGGGCCCCCCAGCCCUGCCGGCGGUGCCAGUGCAGUGGGAACGUAGACCCCAACGCCGUGGGCAACUGUGACCCCCAGUCUGGCCGCUGCCUGCGUUGCCUGCACAACACGACAGGUGCCCACUGUGAGCGCUGCGAGGAAGGCUUCUACGGGAGCGCCCUGGCCCCUCGGCCCGCAGACAAAUGCACGCCCUGCAGCUGCAACCCGGGGGGUUCAGUCAGUGAGCAGAGACCCUGCGACCCGGCGAGCGGCCAGUGCACCUGCCUGCCUCAUGUGACGGGACGGGACUGUAGCCACUGCAGCCCCGGUUUCUAUGACCUCCGGCCCGGGAGGGGCUGCCGGAGCUGCAAGUGUCACCCACUGGGCUCCCAGGAGGACCGGUGUCACCCCAAGACCGGGCAGUGCCCCUGUCGUCCAGGCGUUGAGGGCCAGGCCUGCGACAGAUGCCAGCUGGGUUUCUUCGGCUUCUCCAUCAAGGGAUGCCGAGCCUGCAGGUGCUCCCCGGUGGGGGCCGCCUCGGCACAAUGCUAUGAGAACGGCACGUGCUCGUGCAGGCCCGGCUUCGUGGGGUACAAGUGUGAUCACUGUCAGGAAAACUUCUUCGUCACGGCCGGUGGCACACACUGUCAGGAGUGCCCGUCCUGCUACGCCCUGGUGAAGGAGGAGGCUUCCAAGCUGAAGGCCAGGCUGACCCUGAUGGAGGGGUGGCUGCAGGGGUCCGACUGUAGUGAGCCCUGGGGACCACUGCACAUUCUGCAGGGAGAGGCCCCACGGGGAGACGUCUACCAGGGACGUCUGCUGCAAGGAGCCCGGGAAGGCUUCCUGGAGCAGGUGACAGGCCUCGAAGGUGCUGUGAAGGCUGCCCGGGAGCAGCUGCGCACGCUGAGCAGGAGUGUCCACUGUGCCUGGGCCGGAACAGAGAAGACCUGCAUCCAGCUGGCGGACCUAGAUGCAGCGCUGGAGUCCUCGGAGGAGGAGAUUCUGCAGGCGGCCCUUGUCCUCAGAUCUCUGGUGAUUCCUCAGGAAGGGUCCAGCCAGCCCACCACCUGGAGCCACCUGGCCACCGAGGCCCGUGCCCUUGCCAGGAGCCACAGGGACACCACUGCCAAGAUUGAGGCCACUGCGCGGAGGGCCCUGGUCGCCUCCAACACCAGUUAUGCGCUUCUCUGGAGUCUGGUGGAGGGCAGAGUGGCCCUGGAGGCCCAGCAGGAACUGGAGGACAGGUACCAGGAGGUCCAGGCCGCCCAGAAGGCGCUGGGCACGGCUGCCGCAGAGGUGCUGCCCGAAGCUGGGAGGGCGCUGGCCGCCGCGCAGCAAGCUGAUGUGGAUGCAGCCCUGUGCCCGGCCUCGCUGGCCGCCCCUGCAGCACUGGUCAGCCCCGCCAAGUCCGAGGCCGGGGCCCUGGGCCUGAAGGCACAGGCCCUGGAGAAGACAGUUGCAUCUAGAGAGCGUGUGGUCACCGAGGCUGCCGGGGUCCUCCAGGCCACCGCCCAGGCCGUGCUGCGGAAGACCGAGCCCCUCACACAGCUACGCCAGCAGGCCAGAGCUGCCCUGACCCGGGCUUCCUCAUCCGUCCAGGCUGCCACGGUCACUGUCACGGGAGCCAGGACCCUGCUGGCCGACCUGGAGGGAAUGAAGCAGCAGCUUCCUUCGCCCAAGGACCGGGCCACGCUGGGGAGGAAGGCAGGUGUGGUCAGGGGCAGGCUCCUUCCAGACUUGAAAAAGAAGACCAAGCAGGCGGAGAGGAUGCUGGGAAAUGCGGCGUCUGUCUCCUCCAGUGCCAAGAAGAAGGGCCGUGAAGCCAAGACGUUGGCUGAGGACAGUGCUAAGCUCGCCAGGGCCUUGCUGAGGGACGGGAAGCAGGAGCAUCGCCGGGCAGGCCGGCUGUCCAGCCAGGCGCAGGCGACGCUCCGACAGGCCUCGCGGCAGGUGCUAGCCUCACAAACCCGCCGACAGGAGCUGGAGGAAGCUGAGCAGGUAUCGUGGACGUGCUAUUGA